This is a messenger RNA of Meloidogyne enterolobii, 1395 nucleotides long. The record is from the annotation of a GenBank genome assembly. Lineage: Eukaryota; Metazoa; Nematoda; Chromadorea; Rhabditida; Meloidogynidae.
AUGUUCAACAACAACAACAAUAUAUUCAAUACAGACCUCCCUCCCUCUUCAACUUUUUUCAAUUCUUGUGGCACAUCCACUAAAGGAGGAAAUAUUCUUUUGAGUGGAAUUACAAGUACUUCUAAUAGUUGUUGUAAUUCUUCUUCGUCUUAUUUUCCUUCUUCUUCAUUUCCUUCUUCAUUUACUAAUUUAAAGACCCAAAAUAAACGUCAAAAUUUGUUAAAUGAUGAAAGCGAGAUUGAAAGAAAGCCUACUAUUAACAAUGCAGAAGCAUCAACAAUUAAAUUGGAAUCAACAUCAACCCCUUUACCUAUCAACAAUUCUUAUAACACUUCAGUUGCUUCUUUUGCUGCUGCGGCAUCUUCUCUUUACCAACAACAACAAACAAUUGCUGCAUAUCAACAACAACCUUAUUUAUUGGCAAAUAAUUUUAUGUUGCCAAAUUCUUCCAAUUGGUGUUCAUCUAUUGUUGAACAACAACAAAUGGCUAAUUUUGGUACUUCCCCAACACAACUUCCACCACAUGAUCCAAAUAUUCUAAAUAAUAAUUAUAAUUCUACAAGUUUAAUGAAUGUAAAUAAUACAUAUUGUUCCCCAAAUAAUUAUUUUUAUCAACCAACAUUUCCACAGCUUUAUUCAGCUUCAAUGAUGCCUCGAUACGGAUUUUUUCCUUCCUUAAAUGGAGGAUUUUCUGAAGUAGAACAACAACAACCCUUCACUUCCCCUCAAUUUUUAAAUUCUAUUAAAAAAGAAAAGGAACAACCAGAAAAGCAAAAAAAUAAGGUAGAACAACCAGUCUUUAAAAUUAUCCUUAAAAAAUUUUUCUUUCAUUUAAAGACAAAAUUAGGAAAGAAAAGCCGUUUAAAUAAUCAAGCAACAACCUCAAGCAUUAAAAAUAAUUUUGCUUCAGAAAAAAUUGGGGAGGAAAGAGUAGUGGGACAAAAUGUGAUCUUACCCGAGGGGGUAGAAAAGAAGAAGAAAAGGAAGAGGAGAGUGCUGUUUUCAAAAGCCCAAACUUUAAUUUUGGAGUCUCGCUUUGCAAUAAAAAAAUAUUUAACUGCACAAGAACGAGAACAACUUGCUAGAGAAAUACAGCUACAACCUACACAAGUUAAAAUAUGGUUUCAAAAUCAUCGUUACAAAACCAAAAAAGGCCCAGAAGAAGGGGAUAACAAAUUAAAUAUGAUGAAUAUUUUAAAUAUCCAACAACAACAAACAAAUAUUCCAACAGACCCAAUAGAUCCAAUAAAUGCAAAUUCUUCCACAUAUCAAUUAAGAAGAUAUGGAAAUUAUUCAGAAAAUGAGGAAAGAAUUGAAAGAAAUAAUGAAGAAAUUUUAAAUAUUGGAAUGAAUUUUAAUAAUUAUUUUAAUGAAUGGGGAAACGAUGGAAAUUAG